AUGGGCCGCUCCACCGAGCCCGCGCCGCGCUGCCGCCUAGCUCGCCGCCCCCGGGGCGGACGCGAAGGGCUCCCCUUCCUCCUUCUCCUCUUCCGCCCGGCAAAGUUAGCGAGGAUCCAGCAGCUUCGGCAUCUCACCCCAGUGGCCUGGCAGCAGUGGCGGCCGCCCCUGCGCGUCCCUCCCCGCCUCCCUCAGGCUCAGCCCAGACACUGCAGUGGCUGCAACUGCGCCAGUGGCCGCUCUUCUGACUCCGUGCUCUCCGCCCUCUCUUUCCAGCCAGCUCAGUCCGGCCAGCUCCCCAGGAAGGGGGCCUGUUCCCCUUCUGGCUCUCUGUCCCCCUGCCACCACUCCUCCACUCCUGAAACACUUCUCCGUCUGUUGCUCUUUUUCAUCACAUCCGGAUCAGGAGGCCUCGAACUCUUGGCGGGCCGCCCAAGGCUGGGGGCGGUGCAACGUGGGCUCCCUCGCCCUGCACUGUCUGGGUCAGGAGGCCAAAGCCGGAACCGGCUGGCUCCGGGUCUUUAUUCUGGUCCAACAGGAACGUGGAUCAGUAAAACCAGUUGCACUUGCUUGAAUCAGCUGGAAGCAUCCAGGCAGACAAGGUUGACAUCCCAGAGGACGACCUGGCCCAGGGCCCCAAGCCAGGCCUUGCACAGUGAAUGGCUUCUGUGGCAAGAUAAACCUGUGGUCGGAAGUAAAAAGCCAACUAAGUAUCAGGCGUUCUGAUUGUAGCAUAACCUGAUGAGCCUAGAAUAACUUGUACGAAGCAAUUUGCAGGUACAAAGUACUUUAAUAAUAUAAUCAGGUAACUUUUGUUCUUUCAUUGCAAGCAAAAUGCAGAAUUCAUUUCUAGAAAGGUAGAACCAACUCAUGCUUUAAAUCUCUAGGCCAAGAGAGGAAAUCAGUUAUGUUGUCAACCUUGAAGAAAAUGUACACUGGAUGCAGCUUUCUAGGUGUAUCAAUAAUAUCCCAGGAAUUUCCUUUCUUUAAAAAACCCACUGGAAUUGAUUUCAACUGAUUGAAAAAAAAUCCAUUUCUUAACUUGAAAGUGCCAGUGCAACCCAACCUACUUUCAGUUAAACCUGAAGAACACAGACUUUGAAGUUGCUGAUGACAGUGAGGUCAAACUCUACAUCCCAAAAAAACAAAUGACAUUUUCCCUAAUGACCUAUGCCUAAUUUUUUUUCUUCUGUCUUUAGUUUAGACAUUUCAGAAACAGUGUGCAUAAAAGUGCCUUCACUUUGCUGAAAACUUGUACAGGGGCCUGGACUCUAGAAUCUGCUUGAUAGAAGCAGAUCAAUUCUGAGGAUGACUGCAGUUCCUUUAGAGAAUAAACGUUUAGAAAACAUCACUGUCUACUACAACAUUAUCUGCAAUCAAAGGAACAGGGUAGGAAGUAGCCACUCGGAAAGAUUGUGUUAUCCCUUUUUUGCACAUUUCCUUGACUUCUUUUUUUUUUCUAAUCCCCUCACAAAGAGGUUACAGUCCAUGAAUAUCAAGACGUUCUACAACUCUUCUACAAAGUCAUAGGCACAAUAAAUAUUUAUUAAUUUCACACGGAGUGCUUAAUGUUGCACACAUGGUAAGGGAUUCAAUAAAUACUUCUUGAAUUUAAACAUUUUACUUUUUAAUGAGGAAGGAAUAAAAUUCAAAUAAAAAUAUUAGGA
Molecule: messenger RNA, 1667 nt
Organism: Herpailurus yagouaroundi (jaguarundi)
Lineage: Eukaryota; Metazoa; Chordata; Mammalia; Carnivora; Felidae
Exons: 3
Coding region: 1-726 (241 amino acids)
Source: RefSeq, a predicted model, not a curated record